UUUGAUGUUGAAGCAUUGAAACAUCAGAGCAGAGGGCAAACACAAAAAAAGAAGCAAAUAUGUUUCCCGUAGACAUGAAUGGAUUCUGGAAAAUGACAAGUAAUGAAAACUUUGAUGAAUACAUGGAAGCACUAGAUGUGAAUGUUGUCAUCAGAAAAAUAGCCAACUAUCUCAUCUUUGAUAAGGAGAUUGUUCAGAAUGGUGAACAUUUUAAUAUCAAGACUCUCACCGCCUUUAGGAACUACCAUAUGGAGUUUGAUGUUGGAAAGGAGUUUGAGGAGGAUUUGGUUGGUGUAGAUGAUAGGAAAUGUAUGACAAUGGUAAACUGGGAGGGAGACAAACUGGUUUGUGUACAGAAAGGAGAAAAGGAGGGAAGGGGCUGGACCCAGUGGGUGAAAGGGGAUGAAUUACAUGUGGAAAUGCGAGUCUGUGGAGUGAUGUGUAAACAAGUGUUUAGGAAACAAGUUCUCGACUGAUGUGCCUUGAACCACAAGUACUCUAUUGUGAAGAAAAGGGAACAUUUCUGCCUAUUAAUAACAGUAAUUGUUGUGUUAAAUAGUCAUUUUUUAAGUGUAGCUAUUAUGUCUUUUUCAUGCCUCAUGUAAACAAUGUAUGGUGAAAACGUUGUCAAGGAAAAUAAAAU
This is a messenger RNA of Sinocyclocheilus grahami, 643 nucleotides long. RefSeq names its product retinol-binding protein 1-like. The transcript has 4 exons. The coding region runs from base 60 to 476 and encodes 138 amino acids. Gene Ontology annotation, molecular function: lipid binding. The record is from RefSeq and is a predicted model, not a curated record. NCBI's taxonomy places the organism in Eukaryota, Metazoa, Chordata, Actinopteri, Cypriniformes, Cyprinidae.